CUAAAGGUCAAAGUUGAGGGGUCAGCUGGGAGGCAAACAUGGCAGCGUUCAGCGCGACAAGGUGUUUGUUCGGUUAUUCAGCUCAGCUCCGAAAUGCUGCACGGACGCCCCACACUUUGCUCAGAUGUGCAAGAAAGAUGCUGUGCAGUGAGUCGUCAGCUGGUAACAGUUCACCAGAUGUCAGGAAACCCGAGUUCUCAGAUGAAGUUAUUCAGGAUAUUUUGACUAAAAUCACCGGGAUGGAUCUGCACAAAAUAUUUCGACCCAUUAAACAGGAACUAAAGCCACCAAUAUAUAAACUCAUGACAGAUAAACAACUUGAAGAGGCUACACAACAAGCUGUAGAAGUAGCCAAAAAGAAUUUGAAAAUGCCCCCUGUGCUGCCAGAAAGAAAGCCAAUUAACAGUGUUUUGGCAGAAGACAAGGUUUUGGAGGGACUGGAAACUGCCAAAUAUGUGUUUACUGAUAUCACUUACAACAUUCCACACAGAGAACGCUUUAUAGUUAUCAGAGAGCCAGAUGGUACUUUACGCAAAGCUUCUUGGGAAGAACGGGAUCGGAUGCUGCAAAUAUACUUUCCUAAGGAGGGCAGGAGAAUAACUCCACCACCGGUCUUUAAAGAAGAAAAUCUCAAGGUUGUGUUUCUCCAAGAUCGCCACCAGGAUAUACUGGACCUCUGUCUUGUCCAGUUUGAGCCAGAUUCCUCCGAGUACAGAAGGGUUCACCAGCUAACCUACGAUGACAUUGAAAAACAAGGAAAAUAUGACCUCCUGCGUUCGACAAGACACUUUGGCGGAAUGGUUUGGUAUUUGGUCAAUGCAAAACGAGUGGAUGGCCUACUGAUUGAUAUGAUCCAGAGAGACCUGAUCCAAGAUGCUGCAAGUCUUGUUCAUUUGUAUCAUAUAGUGCAUCCACAUUGUCAGUCUGCUGCUGAGGCCACAGAAAAGCAAGUGGAUGGGAUUGGCCUGGUUAAGAUCUUUGCCAAGACAGAAUCCCAGAAGUCUGGAUACAUUGAACUUGCUCUACAAGCCUAUCAGGAGACAACUCUUGAAAGCUCUGCUUAAUCUGGCCUGACUUCAGCUCUUCCUAAUAUGAAAAAGACUGCUGCUUUAACAGAUUUCCAUUACAUAUUCUUUGUUAUGAUAAAUUACUUUUGAGUCAGAAGGUUGUUAAUAAAUAAAGAUUUUUUUUCUGGUUUAACAGAUCCCCUUUA
This is a messenger RNA of Lepisosteus oculatus (spotted gar), 1213 nucleotides long. It is a transcript of the gene mrps22, whose product is annotated as mitochondrial ribosomal protein S22. Gene Ontology annotation, molecular function: structural constituent of ribosome. The record is from RefSeq and is a predicted model, not a curated record. Lineage: Eukaryota; Metazoa; Chordata; Actinopteri; Semionotiformes; Lepisosteidae. Gene Ontology annotation, cellular component: mitochondrial small ribosomal subunit.